Messenger RNA from Episyrphus balteatus (marmalade hoverfly), 1967 nucleotides. RefSeq names its product ras-related protein Rab-13 (gene RabX4). The transcript is spliced from 5 exons. Gene Ontology annotation, molecular function: GTP binding; GTPase activity. The record is from RefSeq and is a predicted model, not a curated record. The coding region runs from base 236 to 880 and encodes 214 amino acids. Lineage: Eukaryota; Metazoa; Arthropoda; Insecta; Diptera; Syrphidae.
AUAAAAUUGUGUACGCAUUUGUUAAAAGGGUUAGCAAAAUCCUUUAUUUAUUCCGAAUACAAAGUGAAAACUUUUUUAUUUUGUUUCGUUAAAUAUAUAUAUUUUUUUUUACUAAAGUGUUAAUUAAGUUAAAGUUAAGUUUAAUCCUUAAAUAAAAAAAAAAAUAAUCUUCCAAAUUAAUUCCUUUCUUUAAACUAAAACCAAAGAAAAGAAAAAAAAAAGAAAAAGAAAUAAAAUGGCCCUAGAUUUCGUCGCAACAUACAAAGUCCUUGUUUUAGGCGACUCAAAUGUAGGCAAGACCUGCAUUGUUCACAGAUAUUGCGAUGAAAAAUAUUACGACACAUAUAUUUCGACAAUAGGUAUCGACUUUAAGCAAAAACUAAUAAACUUAGAUGGAGUUCCAAUUAAAUUGCAAAUAUGGGACACAGCUGGCCAGGAGAGGUUUCGCACACUAACAACAGCCUAUUAUCGUGGAGCCAUGGGCAUCCUUUUGAUGUACGACGUUACAAACUUGGAGAGCUAUAAUAACUUGUCUUAUUGGCUACGUAACAUCCAAGAGAAUGCAUCACCGGAUGUUGUGAAAGUCCUUGCCGGUAACAAAUGUGAAUGCUCGUCCACACAACGGAUGGUCGAUAAGGAAAGAGGCGAGAAGAUUGCUGAAAACUUUGAAAUGCCAUUCUUUGAAGUAUCAUGCAAAUCAAAUAUUAACAUAGAAGAAGCUUUCUUAGCACUUGCCAGAAAAAUUAGAGAACAACGAGAACAUAGGGGUGAUAACUUUGAUGCGGAUGAUAAGACUCAAGAAAAAAAAUCACCUGGCUCCACCGGACUAGGUACAUUUACGUUAGGUAGUAUUUCCGAAGGUAGUCGUUGUUCCUGCUAAGUUUAUUAUUAUUAUUAAUAUUAUUAUUUUAUUUUUAAUAAUUCUAUAUACUUCUUGUUUUUAUAACAAAGAAGAAAACAAAAAUCAAGUGAUUUUUCAAAAAAAUUGUUUCUUAAAAAAAUUCCACAAAAAAAAGUGAAAAAAUUAAAAAGAAACUGACCUUAGUAUUAAAAUUUAAUCGCAUUUUUUUGUUAUAACUCAUAAACAAUAUAAAAAAAACAUUCAAAUAUUUAUCAUAAACAUCAUCAUAAUUAAUAACAACACCUGCGCAUCACAUUAUUUGUUGUUUCAAAGAAAACAAAUAUAAAUAUUUUGUUUGGCACAAAUGACACUUCACUUCAUCUUUACACAUCCAUAUUUGCAUUAAAUGUAACAUCGAACAAAAUAUAAAAAAAAAAUAACAAAACACAAAAGUUUUAAUAAAAUGAAAUAUUUUAAAAAAAAAAAAAAAAAAUUAUUUCCAUAGUCGAACAAAAAUUAAUAAUUAAUUAACAUUAAACUUAUAAAAAUGUAUCUUUAAAAAAAUACAAUUUUAUACUACAGAAACAAAAAGAAAAAAAUGUAAAAGUAAAAAUGAACUGGUUUGAUCAUUUGUGCAAGAAAUAAAUGUAAUGAAUUUUUAACUACGAUUAAAAGAGAAAAGUAAAAGGAAGAUGAACAAGUAAUAGGCAAAUUUGUUUAAAAUCAAAUAUUUUAUAUUCAGAUUUUUAUUUUUUUAUUCACAAUAUUCAAAGCCUUAUUCUCCUAUUCAUCACGAUGAUCGAACAAAUAUAAUCUUGAGACUGCUUUUAAGAUAACAAAUGGAGACCUUCUUGUAGCAAUGUUGCUAGUUGAAAUUGGCGUAAGAAUUAAGGGCAUUCGAAGGUGACAAAGUUACUGGUAUGUUGUCAUUCUUUUAAAUGGGGCAAGGUCCGACUAUAAUAGUGUGAACAGGGUGUUUUGGGUCGUAUGAAACCUAACGAAUAGGUACAAUUAAAUCAUAAGACGCACCCAUAAUAGCCAAUUUCUCAGUAUCUUCAGUUUUAUUUUUGAACGUGAAGGGCGCUCCUUACGGACGUCAAUAUGAAAACUGACAGCAUGUUUCUUU